AUGGCCGACCAAAUAUCACCGGAACGCUCCAUUGACGAGAAGCGUCCUUACACCUCUGGUGCUGAGCCUGCUCACGCUCCCGGUCUCACCACUGAGGACUACGAGGGCAAGCCCACCGAGGAGGAGCGCAAGACUCUCCGUCGUAUUCCUGGCUCUCUGCCCACUGUCGCUUACCUGAUCUGUGUGGUCGAGUUCUGUGAGCGUGCUUCAUACUACGGAUGUCAGCCCUUGUUCAGCAACUUUGUCAACCGUCCCAUGCCUGUUGGGGGUAACGGAUAUGGUGCACCCGCAGAAGGCACUCAGCAGACCGCUGGUGCUCUUGGCAUGGGUACCGUCAAGGCCAACGCUGUUUCUCAAUCAUUCUCCCUGCUUUGCUACGCCCUUCCCCUGAUCUUCGGUUACCUUGCCGAUGCAAAGACUGGUCGUUUUAAGCUCAUUUGCUGGGGUGUUUUGCUUUUCGGUAUUGCCCACGUGCUUCUGGUUGGCGCUUCCGCUCCUGGUCUUCUCGCCUCUGGUGCCGCCAAGACCCCCUUCUUCAUCUCCGUUUACCUUCUUGCUGUCGGUUCCGGUAUCUUCAAGCCCAAUGUCUCGCCUCUUCUCCUCGACCAAAUGCCCGAGACUGUGCCCGUUGUGACCACCACCAAGAAGGGUGAGAAGGUUAUCAUUGACCCCGAAGCCUCUACCGAGCGUGCCAUGCUCUGGUUCUACCUUCUCAUCAACAUCGGAGGUUUCAUGGGUGUAGCUACGGCCUACUGCGAGAAGUACGUCGGCUGGUGGUUGGCUUUCCUCAUCCCUCUCAUCCUCUACAUCCCUCUUCCCCUCCUUCUCUGGUUCCUUCGCAAGCGCCUCGUCCUCCACCCUCCAGGCGGUUCCGAUCUCCCCAACGUCUUCAAGGUCCUCAGCAUCUGCUUCCGCGCUGGCGGUCUCAAGAGAAUUGGCCGUCACGGUUUCUGGGAGCCUGCUAAGCCAUCGGUCAUUGCUGCCCGUGGCACCGGUUACCACACUGAGUGGAGCGACCAGUUCGUCGAGGAUGUGCGCCGCACCUUCCAGGCCACUGGUAUCUUCUGCUUCUUCCCCAUCCAGUACCUCAACGACAACGGUAUCGGUUCUGCCGCUUCUUACCUGACCACUAUGCUCACCACCAACGGUGUCCCCAACGACGUCAUCAGCAACUUCAACUCUCUGUCCAUCAUCCUCAUGGCUCCCGUCCUGAACUACGGUCUCUACCCUAUGCUCCGUCACUUCCACAUCCGCUACGGCCCUGUUGCUCGCAUGACCACCGGUCUUGCUCUCUCCACUCUCGGAGGCAUCGGCUACACCGUCCUGAACUCCUACGCCUACAAGCUCGGCCCUUGUGGCAAGUACGGCUCCAGCGAGACCUGUGUUGACGCCGACGGUGUCUCGCUCGUCGCCCCCAUCACCAUCUGGUGGGUCGCCAUCCCCUACGCCAUUGGCGGUAUCUCCGAGCUGUUCAUCAACGUCCCCGCUUACGGUAUCGCUUACUCGCGCGCACCACCCAACAUGCGUGGUCUCGUUUCCGCCAUCAACCUCUUCUCCACCGCUAUUGCCUACCUCAUCGGUCUUGCCUGCUCCGCCGUCAUCAAGGAUCCCUACCUCACCUGGGACUUUGGCGGUUGUGCCAUUGCCGGCGGUAUCCUCACCGUCAUCUUCUGGUUCCUGUUCAAGCACAUUGAUGACGAGGAGUACACUCUUUCGCAGUCCGAUGACCACCACGUCACUCAGCAGGGCCAUGAUCCCACCAUGGAUGGCCACAACCCGCACAACCCUGUCAUUGGUACCGACCCUGACCAGGUUUACGAGUAUGAGAAGAAGGGCGAGAAGGUGCCUACUGCUUACUAA
Aureobasidium namibiae CBS 147.97 is the source of this 1860-nucleotide messenger RNA. Its product is annotated as MFS general substrate transporter. The coding region runs from base 1 to 1860 and encodes 619 amino acids. Gene Ontology annotation, cellular component: membrane. The transcript has 2 exons. Gene Ontology annotation, biological process: transmembrane transport. NCBI's taxonomy places the organism in Eukaryota, Fungi, Ascomycota, Dothideomycetes, Dothideales, Saccotheciaceae. The record is from RefSeq and is a predicted model, not a curated record. Gene Ontology annotation, molecular function: dipeptide transmembrane transporter activity.